UUGUGGAGCUCACAAGUGGCUCUCUGAGGAGAAGGGGAUGGAGAGAGAAAGGGUGGGGUCAAGGUUCAAACGAAAAAGGCUCCAAUCGGGACUCCCUUUUCUGUUAUCAAAUUUGUUGAGACACAAAAAGAGCAACAGUCUCAUUCCCAAGGACAUCUUGAGAGGGGAGAGAAAAAAGGGGGUUAUAGGACAGCAUUCUUUGUGUCAGAGCUUCAGUUCUUCACUCACACUCAGCGGGUCGUACUCCCAGUCUUCACUCUGCUUCUGGACUAAUUGUAGUCCACUCUGUCAGCGGCUGAAUUGUUCCUUAAGAAGCUAACAUUUUCUUCAAGAAGUCCACUCUGAAAAGCUCUAAAGCUCAGUCACCACAAUGGAAUCCUCGACAAUGGAGCUGCCGUCCCUGCUGUUCAACCAGUCAUCGGGCUGUGCGGCGGUGGACAUGACAGCUGAAAACACCCUGUUUGGAUGCUUCUACAUCCUGGUUUUCUUCCUGGCGCUGAAUGGUAACAGCCUGGCUCUCUGGAUUUUCUCUCACCAGCGUGGCUCUUCCUCUCCAGCCAACAUCUUCUUGAUCCACCUGGCUGUGGCAGACUUAUCAUACGUGAUCAUCCUCCCACUAAGGGCUACAUACCACCUCACUGGAGGACACUGGCCCUUUGGCGAGGUGCCCUGCAGACUGGCGGGCUUUUUGUUUUAUGUCAACAUGUACGCCAGCCUGUACUUCCUGGCCUGUGUAGCCGGGGAUCGCUACUUGGCUGUGGUUCACGCUGUGAGGUCGCUGAAGGUCCGACGUGCUCGCUACGCCCACAUCAUCAGCUUUUCUUUGUGGGCCCUGGUUAUUGUCUCCAUGGCACCACUGCUAGUCACCCACCAGACCUCCACGGUGGACGGCGUGACAGUGUGUUUGCAGCUGUACAGAGAGAAGGCCUCACGUAAUGCACUGAUCUCACUGGCUGUGGCUUUCACCCCACCUUUCCUCACUACCCUGUCCUGUUACCUGCUCAUCAUUUACAGCCUGCAUCGGGGCUCCAGGUUAGAGCCGGCCCUCAAGCUGAAGGCCCUGCGCACCAUCGGUCUGGUCAUGCUCAUCUAUGUGGUCUGUUUCCUGCCUUAUCAUGCGAGCAGGGCCACUUUCAUCCUGGGCUACAACCAUCCUGGUAUCUCCUGCCAGACACGCAGAGGCCUGAGCUUGGCCAACCGCCUUACAUCCUCCCUCACCUGCCUGAACGGUGCUAUGGACCCGCUGAUCUACUUGUUUGGGGCAGAGAAAUUUCGCGGUACACUGAUGCGAUUGUUUUGCAAAGACAAGGCCGGUAUGUCAGCAGCCACCAGUGGAGAGUUAAAGGGAACACACGAGAGCUCCGUGAGUGCCAAGUCUGAGUUUUGAGACCUGGAGCUGUCAAAAUGAUCUGACUAUCAAUUGACUGUUGCCUUUUAUUGACUGAAGGCUUGAGCUUAUUCCACAAUGUGGUUCAUGUUUCACUGUAGCCCCCUAAUCUUGAAUUUAAAGUUUCCAUAUUGUAGAGAGUAAGUUUACAAUUUUAUUAUUAUUAAAAAGCAAGUCCAGUUGUGAUAUAUAUACAGUGGAAGUAUCAAACACUCAAUCCACAGAGAAAAUAUACACAGCCCUAACAAGCCGUCAGGACUUCCGUAAAGUUGUGAUAGUCACCGCCCUCAGCCACACCCACCUAAACUCACCGUCUGGGCAGGUGACAAUCUGUUACUUGUGGUUGGCCAGCCAAUCAGAUGAGAGGUUCAUUAAUACUGAAACAAAACCAAGCGGCAACCUCUGUGUCUGUAAAGUGAAGUCAGAGCCACCACGCUUGCUUCACAUCCUGUGGGUGACGUCACAGACACUAUGUCCAUGUUUUAUAAAGUCUACGCACAUGGGAUGUAAAACUAUAUUGAGAUGGUUUUAGGUACUUUAACACUACAAAUAUAUCUUUUUAUGGAUACUAAAACUACAAAUAAAAAUGCCACAUGACUGACUGCAUGAACUCUCUCACUAUGUUUUGCUUCGGCUUCCGAAACUCCACUCUCAUUUUGAUUUUGCAUGCACGGCUUUGAGUUGUAAUGUUUUUUUCUGUCAGUUCUACUUGCCAACUGCUGCCAUCAACAAUCUUCAUCUGCAUAAAAAGUUUGGGCAGAGAACAUUUGUCAUAGACAAAUGAGACAGAAAAUUGUGAAGUAAAUAUUGUAUUUUAGCAUUUUAGCUUCCAUGGUGUUACCUCAACAAGAAAUAAGUUGUUGUUUUUACAAGCUUCCUGUUGAUGUAGGGAAAUGAUUUGUGUGUCAAACACCAAAUAAUUUUGUACAUAGUCAGCUUAUAAUGUAUAUUUACUGCUACUGUUUUGUAUCCUAUGCCAAAUGUGAUAAAUACUCAUUAGUUAGUUUUUAAUAUAAUUUUUUUUAUCUAAGGUGUUUUUAGCUAUGUGUUGCUUUCAUGUUCCCCUCAGCAACAAUACCUGCAAAAUUAACAUAACGACAUCCCCAAAAGCCACAACUGUUCUUUGCUUUUAGUGUUAAUUAGCAAAUGUUACCAUGCCAACACCCAGAGUUAAACAUGUGAGCAUGCUGAUGUUAGCAUUUAGCUCAAAGCACCACUGUGCCUUUACUAGAGCUGCUAGCAUGGCUCUAUACUCUUGUUUUUAAUAUACAAUACAAUAUAUAUUUAUGUAUUUUUAAAUGCACUUCAAAUGUAUUUUCCCAUUACUGUUUUAAAUUGCUGGGAGACACUGUGUUUGCUUUGCUUGUGCUAGACAAAUCUUCAUUGUACAUAUAUUCAUUAUUAUUCAGCUCCCUAGCUCUCCUUUGCUAUGCAUCUGCUGUUUUGUCCACAUCUCUAUGAUAUUGCACUAUUGCAUGACAAAAUAUAAGUCCUAAUUUACUGUCAACUUGUACAAGGGACGUUUGAGACAUGAUUUCAUACACAGUACAGAGAUGUGAGUUAUAAAUGUUCUCUCUGACUUCAAGUUGUAAAUAAUGAACUUUAAAUAGUUUUUACUCUGCAGAGCAAAUGCUCUAAUAAAAACUGUAUGGAUGUUCCAGCAGCUUAAAUGUUAACUACUGUCUAAUAUUGUAUUUUUUUUACUUCUCCUUUGUAUCAAUAACACUUGCUUUUUAAGUGCUGUUAUAUAAAAAAGUGUGUGUUGAAAGCAAAAGUAUGAUUUCACGUCAUCUGUGCAUGAGUCGACGUGUCUUGCCUACUCUUUGAGACUUUGACGUGUUGUCUGCGAAAGUGGGAAACCUAUUUUAAAGUGCCGGACAGAAACCUCCAAGGCGGCAGUGACUUGUCACUGUAGUUCUCUUUUUGUAUCAUGUGACCCAUGUUGUGGUUUUUGAGCAGCUUAUUUUCCUCCUCUUAUUUCUGCAAGACUUCCUGUCCAUCACAUGAACAUGGCAAGCCACUCUAUACUUGUAUUUCCUGAAUGUAUAUAUUUUAUUUAACACCUAGCUCUCCUCAAGUUCUGUCUCAAGCCAGGUCGCCCGGCUGAAUAUAGGUGCUUGUUUUAUCCUAGAUUAAAAGACAGAGAUGUUACAAAUGUGUGUGAGAACCUAAUUAGGCUUUUUACACGUUGAAUUUAUUUUUAGUUACUUCCCUUUUUCACCUCAGUUCACGUUCAUAAGCAGGUAUAUACGGAAAGAGUUGU
Molecule: messenger RNA, 3650 nt
Organism: Larimichthys crocea (large yellow croaker)
Lineage: Eukaryota; Metazoa; Chordata; Actinopteri; Sciaenidae
Gene: gpr17
Product: G protein-coupled receptor 17
Exons: 2
Coding region: 371-1387 (338 amino acids)
Biological process (GO): G protein-coupled receptor signaling pathway
Cellular component (GO): membrane
Molecular function (GO): oxysterol binding; G protein-coupled receptor activity
Source: RefSeq, a predicted model, not a curated record